Molecule: messenger RNA, 906 nt
Organism: Penicillium cinerascens
Lineage: Eukaryota; Fungi; Ascomycota; Eurotiomycetes; Eurotiales; Aspergillaceae
Product: putative monosaccharide-P-dolichol utilization protein
Exons: 2
Coding region: 1-906 (301 amino acids)
Source: RefSeq, a predicted model, not a curated record
AUGGACGUCAUUCAGAAAACCGUUCUGGAUCCUCUCCAGCCCUACCUCAAACCCAUCGUCGAGGCCAUCCCUGAACCUGUCCAUGACGCGGUCAUCUCGUUGAUCGGCGAAACCUGCCACAGCGCGUUGUUGCUCGACCUCAGUCUCACCAAGGACGCCGCAUGCACUUCCCUGGCCAUCUCCAAGGCCCUGGGCAUCGCCAUCGUCGGCGCCAGUGCCGUCGUCAAGGUCCCCCAGAUUCUGAAGCUCAUCAACUCGCGUUCGUCCGCUGGGGUUUCCUUCGUGUCCUACGCCCUUGAAACCGCCAGCUUGCUCAUCACCCUCUCGUACGGCGUGCGCAACCAAUUCCCCUUCAGCACCUAUGGCGAAUCGGCCCUCAUUGCCGUGCAGGAUAUUGCGGUCGGUGUUCUCGUCCUGAAUUUCGCCGGCAAGCCUGCCGCGGCCGCUGCUUUCAUCGCUGUUGUUGCCGCUAGCGUGUAUGCACUUCUCUUCGACCAGACCCUCGUCGAUGCGCAGACCAUGUCCUAUCUGCAGGCUGGUGCUGGCGCUUUGGGUAUUGCCAGCAAGGUGCCCCAGAUUUAUGCUAUUUGGAGCCAGGGUGGGACUGGACAGCUGAGCGCUUUCGCGGUCUUCAACUAUCUCGUCGGAUCCCUAUCUCGCAUCUUCACUACUCUCCAAGAAGUCGACGACAAGCUCAUUCUCUACGGAUUCAUCGCCGGCUUCUCUCUUAAUGUCGUCCUUGCUGCGCAGAUGCUGUACUACUGGAACAGCCCCGAUCAGUCGAAGCUGAAGUCGAAGAAAUCUGCCGGCAAACAGAAGGCUGUCGAGCAGAGCCCUAUGGGCCAAAGCACCGGUGCGUCGCCCAAACCGGGUUCAAAGGCGCCUACUACUCGACGACGGGGUUAG